Messenger RNA from Acytostelium subglobosum LB1, 1566 nucleotides. RefSeq lists its product as hypothetical. Gene Ontology annotation, biological process: protein folding. Gene Ontology annotation, cellular component: endoplasmic reticulum; endoplasmic reticulum membrane. The transcript has a single exon. NCBI's taxonomy places the organism in Eukaryota, Evosea, Eumycetozoa, Acytosteliales, Acytosteliaceae. Gene Ontology annotation, molecular function: calcium ion binding. The coding region runs from base 1 to 1566 and encodes 521 amino acids. The record is from RefSeq and is a predicted model, not a curated record.
AUGACAUAUCAAAGAAAUCUAUGCCUUUUGGCAUUGUUGUCAGUGAUCUGCUCGGUAGCAAUCUCAUUCACACCAUCACAGAAUACAGUAUUCUUUGAUGACCUUCAGUCAACUACAUCCAAAUGGGUGAAGAGCAGCAAUUCACAGGCUGAUUUCGAAAUCAAAUCGGCUGACGAGCCAGUGGACGCAUCGGACAAGGGUCUGGUGCUGCCCCAGUUGGCCAAGCGCUACGCCAUCAGCAGCAAGCUGGCCAAGCCCGUCGAUAACACUGGUCGCGAGCUCAUUGUUCAGUAUGAGGUCAAGUUGCAGAACGGUUUGGACUGCGGUGGCGCCUACCUCAAGCUCUACCAGGCCUCUGAGAACUUUGACGUCAACACCGUCUCCACCGACACUGUCUACUCGAUCAUGUUUGGUCCAGACAAGUGCGGUCACGACAACCGUGUGCACUUCAUCGUCAAGCACAGAAACCCAAUCACCAAGGAGUUCGAGGAGAAGCUGAUCACCGCCAAGCCACCCAUCCGCACUGACAAGCUGUCCCAUCUCUACACUCUGCACAUCUUCCCCAACAACACCUUCAAGCUGUUGGUCGACAGAGUCGUCGUGUUGGAGGGCGACUUCCACAAGGACUUCACCCCAGCCUUCAACCCACCCAAGGAGAUCGACGAUCCCUCCGACUCCAAGCCAGCCGACUGGGUCGACCAGGCUCAGAUCCCAGACCCAGCCGCCUCCAAGCCAGAGGACUGGGACGAGUCUCAGCCCGCCAGAAUCGUCGAUGAGAGCGCUGUCAAGCCUGACGGAUGGUUGGACGACGAGUCCGAGAUGAUCCCAUCUGACGAGCCCAAGCCAGAUGAGUGGAAUGAGGAGGACGACGGAGAUUGGGAGGCCCCAAUGAUCCCCAACCCCAAGUGCGAGGAUGGAAUGUGCGGUAAGUGGGAGGCACCAAUGAUUGCCAACCCAUUGUACAAGGGCAAGUGGUCCGCUCCAAUGAUUGAUAACCCAGAAUACAAGGGUCCAUGGAAGGCUCGCCAGAUCGCCAACCCAGGCUACUUCGAGGUCGAGAACCCAUACAUUGUCGAGAAGAUUGGCGCUGUUGGUAUCGAGGUCUGGACCAUGUCUUCCGGCAUUCUGUUUGACAACUUCAUCAUCACCUACGACGAUGAGGAGGCCAAGCGUUUGGCCGACGAGACCUUCUUCCCAAAGAGCGAAGUCGAGAAGCAGCGUCAGGCAGCAAAGGAAGAGGAGGAGGCCAACGCCAACACCAAGAGCGUCGUCGAGAGAGCCCUUGAGUUUGCCGAGAUGUUUGCCGCCUACGCACAGGAGAACCCACUCCCAGUCGUUGGAGCCCUCGCCGUAGGUCUCCUGCCAAUCCUGGUCUGUCUGAUCCGUCCAUCGUCGACCCCACAAAAGGUCGUCAUCCCAAAGGAGACCGCUGCCAAGCAGUCGGCCCAACAAGAGUCAUCCGAGGACGACUCCUCAGACGCCGAGGAGUCUGAUGAGGAGCCCGAGGAGAAGAAGCCAGCCGCUACUACCUCCACAACAACAAAGAGAGUCCAAAAGGUUCAAUAA